Miscanthus lutarioriparius is the source of this 849-nucleotide messenger RNA. NCBI's taxonomy places the organism in Eukaryota, Viridiplantae, Streptophyta, Magnoliopsida, Poales, Poaceae. The record is from the annotation of a GenBank genome assembly.
AUGGCUUGUCGUGCGUUCGUGCUCGUGCUUGCCGCCCUCCUGGCUCUGUGCGCCGCCGCCGUCUCCGUGGCUGCGCAGCAGAGGCCGCUGCCGCCCAAAUACCGCAUCAUCAACCCGGGCAAGUACAAGAGGGACCAGCAGAUGACCCCAACGACAACAAGGCCAAGUGCUUGGCCAAGUGCGACAAGCGGUGCCCUAACCAGUGCGUCGUGCUCUGCCCGGGAUGCAAGACCUUCUGCAGUACUGUGCGACUUCUACCCCGGCGUGUCGUGCGGCGACCCACGCUUCACGGGCGGCGACGGCAACACCUUCUACUUCCACGGGAAGAAGGACCAGGACUUCUGCAUCGUCACCGACGCCGGCCUCCACAUCAACGCGCACUUCAUCGGCAAGCGCAACCCGGCCAUGCGCCGCGACUUCACCUGGAUCCAGGCGCUCGGCAUCCGCUUCGCCGACCACCGCCUGUACAUGGGCGCCCAGAAGACUGUCCAGACGGCCGCGACCAACGGCGUGCGAGUGCAGCUCGAGGGCGUGUUCGACGUCGUGGCCAACGCCGUGCCCAUCACCCAGGAAGACUCCCGCGUCCACAACUACGGCGUGACAGAGGAGGACGACAGCCUCGCGCACCUGGACCUGGGGUUCAGGUUCUUCGGCCUCACCGACUACGUGCACGGCGUGCUCGGGCAGACCUACCGCUCCGACUACGUGAACCGGCUGAGCGUGAGCUCGAACAUGCCGGUCAUGGGUGGGGCGCCCAAGUACGUCUCCUCGGACAUCUUCACCACCGACUGUGCCGUCGCAAGGUUCGGCGCCGCUGGCAUCUCCAUGGUCACUUCCAGGGCCUAUUAA